Molecule: messenger RNA, 1293 nt
Organism: Venturia canescens
Lineage: Eukaryota; Metazoa; Arthropoda; Insecta; Hymenoptera; Ichneumonidae
Exons: 1
Coding region: 1-1293 (430 amino acids)
Source: RefSeq, a predicted model, not a curated record
AUGGCGGAAGAAAGAAGAUUAUCAACUCUGCGCCGCAAAAGAGGCAACAUUCAAGCUGCGAUUACAAACUUCACAAAAAUAUUAGAUUCGUGGCGAGACAAUAGAAAUCAACGCGAUCCUUAUUAUUUACAAGCAGCGUAUGAGUCGCUGCAAAAAACUUUUUCGCAUUUUUCGGAUAUACAAGAUGAGAUUGAAGAAUUAGAUAUAGCCGAAGUCUCCAAACGCGAAGCAUUUCAAUCGAAUUAUGACUUGACAGUCGCUCGUGUACGACGAUAUCUAAAGGAAUCAGAAAUAGAGGCUAAUAACGAAACGCGAAGUUUAUCAACACCAACGAUUAGACCCACGCCAUCGGUCACGCUUCCCGCUAUUACAUUACCAAAAUUCGAUGGCAAACCGGAAAAUUGGGCAUCAUUUUUCGAUCUUUUUGCAUCACUCAUCGACAAAAAUGAGGACUUAGCACCUGUACGAAAAUUACAGUAUCUCCGGUUGUCUUUAUCAGAAAACGCGGCGUAUUCUAUUCAAUCUCUGGAAACUACGGACGCUAACUACGAAAUCGCGUUAGACAUCUUAAAGAAGAAAUACGAAUGUACUCGGCGAAUUUUACACCGGCAUUGGAUACAAUUACGCGAAUAUCCAAGCCUACAGAAGGACUCACCGGCAGAAAUAAGCAAAUUAAUAGACACAAUUCAACAGCACAUUCGAGCGCUAGAAACUUUAGGAGCACCAACCACUAGCUGGGAUAUUCCUCUCAUCGAUCUCAUUCUAAUGAAAGUGUCUAGAAAUACCGCGUGGCAGUGGGAAUUAACCCUAAACGACAAUAAAAUGCUAAGUUACAAGAAUUUGAUCUCGUUUCUUGAAAAAAGAGCAAGCUGCGUGGACUUCUCAAGUACAAAUGAAAAUGUACCGCGAAAAUCGUAUGCACAACGGCGAGACAUCCAGCACCCCCGAAAGCCAGACGCCCAUACACAAGCCUUUGUCACAUCCAACGCGGCGAAAGAAACGAACACGCCACACUCAUCGUGCGUCUAUUGCACUGAAGCACAUUUGAUCUAUUAUUGCGAGAAAUUCAAAUCCUUGCCACAAGAAGAGCGACAAAAGGCUGUUGCAAAUGCAUGUUUAUGCUUCAAUUGCCUCAAAAAAGGUCAUGGGAGCAGCACAUGUCGAUCUGAGAUCUCAUGUCGGAAAUGUCGAGGACGACAUCACACAUUAUUACAUCGCUCACCAGAAAUCAAAAAAUUAGAGGAACAAGCUAAAGAAAUUGAGAGUCCAGGAACCACGAAUCCGACCGCGUGA